UUCCAGGGGAAGGGACAGUGCAGGCUUUCCUCUUCCCCUUAGUGACAUCAUGGCAAAUUCCCAAACUUGAAAGGACUCAGCUCAGGUGACAUCCAGCUGGGCAGAGCCGGCCCGGGCCGGCCUGGGGGGCCUUAGUACCAGCUGGAGGGGUUGGGUACUGCGCCCUGCUGGGCCAGCGCUCUGGGGGCGGGGUUCUGCUCCGCCCUCCCUUGGCGCGGACUGUGCCCUCGGCGGGCACGCGGACCGGCAGGGUAGGGCUAGGGCCGGGCUCCUCUGGGCCAAGGAUCAAGGUCCCUGGCUGGCGUAGGCCCCCAGGCAUUCCAGUCUUCCCUACUGGGAUUCUAAAGAGGGCGCAGUAGAGCUUCAGCAGAGAGUGAGAAAACGCGCCACCUCGGCCAGAGGUGGGACCUACCGUCAUCCCGCCCUAGGGCGGAGUUAUUUGAACUUGAGACCCGCCCUCAACACUGAAGCAAUUGUUCGGGGCGGAAGUUAGGAAGCCCCGAGAGCCAGGCGACGGAAGUGGCCGUCUUACUGCUUGUCGGUGCGCAUGCGUUGUUGUAUUCUCUGACUGCUGCUUUUCAGGCGCUGCGUUUUCCCCUCUUCUUUCCUCCACGCGAGUGGGUGCACGUACUCUUAGUCGUGGUCGCGCGCUAAGCCCUUGUGCUGCUCUCGUGGCCCUUUCACCAUGGCGGGCAUCCUAUUUGAGGAUAUUUUUGAUGUAAAAGACAUUGACCCGGAGGGCAAGAAGUUUGACCGAGGUAGGUAAGUGUCUCGACUGCAUUGUGAGAGUGAAUCUUUCAAGAUGGACCUUAUCUUAGAUGUAAACAUUCAGAUUUACCCUGUUGACUUGGGUGACAAGUUCCGAUUGGUCAUAGCCAGUACCUUGUAUGAAGAUGGUACGCUGGAUGAUGGUGAAUACAACCCCACAGAUGAUAGACCUUCCAGGGCUGACCAAUUUGAGUAUGUAAUGUAUGGGAAAGUGUACAGGAUUGAGGGAGACGAGACUUCUACUGAAGCAGCAACACGUCUCUCUGCCUACGUGUCCUAUGGGGGCCUGCUCAUGAGGCUGCAGGGUGAUGCCAACAACCUGCAUGGAUUUGAAGUGGAUUCCAGAGUUUAUCUGCUGAUGAAGAAACUGGCCUUCUGAACCACCUGGGGAGCCAACCUUGCUGCCUAGACGCUCCAGUCAUGAAUAUUCAUUCAAGCCUGAGCAGCAGUUGCUGUUGUUCACCUGUUCAGGAGGGGCACUGUGGGUACAUCUCUAGGUGGUCUGGGCUCAAUGGGAAACUGACUUGCCUUGAAAGACCCAGUGGGAGAGCUUAAAAUGAGUCAGAAGUUGUUUUGUAUAUAUGAUUUUUUACAAUUAAACUUUACUUUUUCAGACUUUUCACCCCUUAAAUAUUUUUUUUUUCCAUUAACUUUAAAAUCAUUUUUUCCAAUUUACCUAUGAUGUAUUAUAUUUCUGGUCCAGAGCUAUAUGAUCACAUGUCAAUGCAGGAUCUGUCCCUGCCUUUUGGUAUCUGGGUUCAGGGUUUCUCAGUCUCCUGGCUGACUCUCCCCAACAGUUAUCCUCUAAUGUGAUUUUCUAUCUGGGAGAGAGAACGUCGUGCUUUUGGCGCCUGAAUGUACCCCAGGUCCGGAAGAUACCACCCAUUUGGCAUAGAAAUUUGAAUUGGCAAGGAGCCCUGUUCGUGUCCUAACACUUGCAGUCUCUUAGGAAGUCAGGUCACGUUGACUUGAAUGAGUCACUUGCAUAGCCUGGAAAUGUUCAUCAUUUUUAUGGAAGCUUUGGGUAGAGGCUUUUAGACACAUGCAUGGGACACGACUAUGAAGAGAAUAGGAAGAGCGGGGUUUGGUGGUUAUGGGAGCAGGUGGAGGAGCUAGUUGUCUGCUCUACAUUCUAGUGGUUUCCUCGAGGGAGGGUAAGUGGUUUCUUACCAGUGACACUGAACAGGGAGCUGCUGCACAGACCAGUGAAGUGGACAGGGCAGCAAUACCAAUGAGGUUGGCAGUCCAGUGCCAGUGCCUCGGACAAUGCAGCAGCCCGAGUGCAGCCACUAACGUAAAAGUGGGGGAAGAACACAGUUGAGGAAAUGGUGAUGCCUGCAAGGAUUCCAGCAUAGGAGCUGGCACUUCAGCCUGGCAUCCGAGGUCUCUGAGAAAGUAUCCUGGGUCUCUGAUUUCCCCUGGGAAAUUCAGGUUAAAGAUCCUAACACAUUGUGAGUGUGUAUGAAGCAGUUGUCUCUUGAUUUCCUAUUUUGCCAUGGGAGCAGGUCCCUCCCCUGCUGGGAUGCCUGGGGUAUCUCCUUCCCCAUCAUUUUCAAGUCUUUACAUGAGGUGUUAGAAAUAGUAUUUAGGGAAAUGGGUUGAAAUAUGGUCCCUGCAGAGAGGAGGAAAAGCUGUUUCUCUUGCUUUAGUUUGGGGUAGGGAGGGUGGAUAGAGAAAUUGGAGAAGCAGUGGGAGUUGGGAUGAAUUUUUAUGGAAUCCUAGAACCUUUCCAUGGAGUCAAAUUUGAGGGGAGGAAGCGUUGGAAUAGGAUGAAUUUAGGUUAGAGUGGGUAUGUAGGGGAAUCUAAUUACCGGUAAUAAUUUGUGGGGUAGCAUAGCAAACUGUCCUAACUGCUCUGGGGUGGCAGAAGAAAGAGAACUAACUGGUGUACAGUUGAAUAGAGGUAGGAAUGUUCUGUUGUUACAAUUUUUGUUGUUUGUUUGUUUUUGGUGUGUGUAAAGGGAAGAAGAAACAGAACGAUUUGGGAAUGGGUUAGAUCCUCAAUAGGGGUAGAUUAGUUCACGUUGGAGAAGACCAUGAGUUAUUUGCAUUUGCCCUGGAAUAAGUCAAUACUGGAUGCCUGGAAGUUUCUGGCUACAUACUUCUUGCAGUUUUGCCAUCGUUGUAUCUCAUCUGACUGUACUGAGAACCCCUAAUUCUUUGUCUCUGUUCCCUUUGGCAUAUCUUGUGCUGGGUGCUGCCUCUUUCAUGUACCAUAAAGUGUUUCAUUUGAUUAUUA
This is a messenger RNA of Rhinolophus ferrumequinum (greater horseshoe bat), 3007 nucleotides long. It is a transcript of the gene POLR2H, whose product is annotated as RNA polymerase II, I and III subunit H. The coding region runs from base 803 to 1147 and encodes 114 amino acids. Gene Ontology annotation, biological process: DNA-templated transcription. Gene Ontology annotation, molecular function: DNA-directed RNA polymerase activity. The record is from RefSeq and is a predicted model, not a curated record. Gene Ontology annotation, cellular component: RNA polymerase I complex; RNA polymerase II, core complex; RNA polymerase III complex. Lineage: Eukaryota; Metazoa; Chordata; Mammalia; Chiroptera; Rhinolophidae. The transcript has 5 exons.